CGUGUCCGAGAGAGAGAGAGAGAGAGAGAGAGAGAGAGAGGGGAAUAAUAUAAAUCGAAAACCAAAAAACCAGAAAAACCAUUACACACCUCUACUGUCCCUUACAUUACGGCCUAUCUCCCUCCCUCCCUCCCUCCCAUCCCAGCCAGAAACCGCACGCGCACGCGUCCAACACCACCAAAAACAACAACAACAACAAAACGCAAAUCUCCGAUCUCUCAAACAGUUUGCCACUAAUGACCACCCUGUCGUCCGGUGGUCCUACCGUUAACUCCACCAAUGCCAGCCCAAGGAACCACUCGGGUCCCACUACAACUAGACGACGAGUUGAUGUCGCCCCCUUCGACAGAACCUCUAACUUCUCUGAUUAUAAUCACGAGUUCUCUGACGAAGAAGACAAUCUUAACGGCUCUUCCACUUCUGGGGGGGCCCACCUUUAUUAUCAUUAUCAUAAUCAUAGCCACCACCACCCCGUUAUAAAGUAUCUUCUGCUUCGCAGGAAGUUGUUCUUUUUCGUGCCGGAGGCGUGUUUGCUUGGGGUGGAGGACUUGACGGCUACGAUUUCACAUGGUUUGAGAUCCGGCAAGAACAUGGGUCGUAAGAUAUUCGGUGUUUUAUUGUUAAUGGCGGUCUUGUCGGUUUUUCUGAAGGUUUUGUUUUGGAGUCGAAUGGAGGAAAAUAGUCUUGAAAAUAGUAAUUUAGUUCUUUUCAGACAUUUUAAGGAUGAUUGGGCGAGGGCUCAACGUUCCAUCAUCGACCGCCACCCUUCCAUUUCCACACCCCUGUUCGACAAGCUUCCUCCUCAGACUCCCAAAAUUUGGAUGAAACCCAAUAGCGACAACUUUUACAAGUGCAUAGCUCCGGCAAGAAGUCAAACAAGACCCAGGAAAACAAAUGGUUACCUUCUUGUUCAUGCGAAUGGUGGAUUGAAUCAAAUGAGAACAGGGAUUUGUGAUAUGGUUGCUGCUGCAAAGUUAAUGAAUGCAACUCUUGUUCUUCCUUCUCUUGAUCGUGAAUCGUUUUGGACGGAUCCAAGCACAUUUAAAGACAUUUUUGACUGGAGGCACUUUAUGGAAGCAUUAAAAGGCGAUAUUGAUAUAGUUGAGUAUUUGCCACCCCGUUAUGCAGGCAAGAAGCCCCUUGAAAGGGCACCUGUUUCAUGGUCAAAGGCUAAAUACUACAGAGAGGAGAUGGCUGCUUUGUUGAAGAAGUAUAAAGUUAUAAGGUUUACCCACAGUGAUUCACGGCUGGCUAAUAAUGGCCUUGCAGCUCACAUCCAGAGGCUAAGAUGCCGUGCCAAUUAUGAAGCACUCCGGUAUUCAAAGGAGAUUGUGGAUCUUGGGAAGAAAUUGGUUGAUAGACUAAGAAAUAACAACGAGCCAUAUGUUGCUUUGCAUUUAAGAUAUGAGAAAGACAUGCUUGCAUUCACCGGCUGCAGCCACAACCUUACCGUGGAAGAGGCUGAUGAGCUAAGGGAUAUGAGGCAUAAAACUCCGCAUUGGAAGGAGAAGGAGAUUGAUAGUGAAGCACGACGGCUCCAAGGUGGAUGCCCGAUGACUCCCAGAGAAGCAGCUAUCUUUCUCAAGGCAAUGGGCUAUCCAUCCUCUACAACUAUCUAUAUAGUUGCAGGGCCGAUAUAUGGAAGUGAUAGCAUGGCACCCUUCCUCGCAGAGUUCCCAAAUGUGUUCUCUCAUUCUAAUCUAGCAACUGCAGAAGAAUUAGAACCUUUCAAGCCGUAUCAAAAUCGUCUUGCUGCCUUGGAUUACAUUGUGGCUCUUGAAAGUGAUGUCUUUAUAUAUACUUAUGAUGGAAAUAUGGCCAAAGCUGUGCAGGGGCAUAGGAGGUUCGAAGGAUUUCGAAAAACUAUAAAUCCAGACAAACGAAAUUUUGUUGCGCUGAUGGAUCAGUUGGACGAGGGUACCUUAUCCUGGGAAGAAUUCUCCUCACAGGUUCAAAGCCUACAUUCAGACAGGAUUGGAGCACCGUACCGGCGGCAGGCUGGCUCAUUUCCUAAGGAGGAAGAGAACUUUUAUGCAAAUCCUCUUCCCGGAUGUGUUUGCAACAGCUCCCAGGAUAAAUUUGUGAGCCCUAAACUUGUCCAUAAAGUAAAACUAAAGAACAGGGCUGCAUUGAAUAGACAGGGGUUAAGCUUGAAUUUGUAGCUCGUGCAGUGGGACUAUUUGAUAUUCAUCAUUACUUGAAACGUGGCAGCGUGGGUGUCUGCAUGGAGCCGGUUUUGCCCAGAGAGGGGAUUGCAGGAGCUGCCGGCAGGGUCAAGAAGUCUUCAGGUUUUUCUUUUUCAUUAGACAGAGGAUCGAACGAGCAAUUAAGGGAAGCAGAGAGAGUCGGGCAUAAUUCUUAGGUGAAUCAUCGCAGUUACACCCACAUGUGCAGAGAGAUAAUUUUGUCAGUUACAGAUUAUAUAUAUAUUUUUUUCAUUUAUUGAUUAUUUCAUCCCUUUAUACAAAAUUAGAUUUUGAUUCAUCCUUCUUGGCGAUCAAAUUCAGUUGUCAAAUCAGGCAUCGUUGUAAAUUGGAUGUGAUAAAUAUUACUCAUGAAAUAAAAUUAUUCGGAAUGUUCAUAGCAA
Populus euphratica (Euphrates poplar) is the source of this 2587-nucleotide messenger RNA. RefSeq lists its product as uncharacterized. The transcript has 8 exons. Lineage: Eukaryota; Viridiplantae; Streptophyta; Magnoliopsida; Malpighiales; Salicaceae. The record is from RefSeq and is a predicted model, not a curated record. Gene Ontology annotation, cellular component: cytoplasm. The coding region runs from base 237 to 2162 and encodes 641 amino acids.